Molecule: messenger RNA, 3668 nt
Organism: Phalacrocorax carbo (great cormorant)
Lineage: Eukaryota; Metazoa; Chordata; Aves; Suliformes; Phalacrocoracidae
Source: RefSeq, a predicted model, not a curated record
CCGGGGGCGGAGGCAGGCGGGACGGGGCGUCCCAUUUCCUCCGGCCGCCGGGAGCCUCCGCCGGGACGGGACGGCGAGCCGAGGGGCUGCGGGCACUGAGGCACCAUCCAAGCAUGCUUGUGGAGCCCUUUGGCUGCUUACAGGAGCUGAACAUAUCCCAAGGGGCCUUCAAGCAGAGGGAGCAGCACAGGAGCAGCCUGCCCAGGAGCCAAUAUGGAGCAGAAGAUCAGCUCUUUCUUUAAUUCCAUCUUGGAGCUCAUCCGUACCAAGCAUGAGGAAGGUGUCUUCAACACUGUCUGCCUGGCUGUGCUGAUGGGUCUGCCCUUUGUUGUCCUCAUUGCUUUCAUUUUCAUCUGCUGUCACUGCUGCUUCUGCAGCCGGAGGAGAGAAAGCAGGAAGAAAGGUAGCACCGGCAGCAAUGGGCAGCUGCAUGCUGAGAGGAACAAGAAGAAAAAGAAGAAGAAGAAGGAUGAAGAGGACCUGUGGAUCUCUGCUCAGCCCAAGCUGCUUUUGCUAGACAAGAGACCGUCCUUGCCCAUCUAGUGGACAGUAGGGUGUUCAGGCCCUCCCCUCUGAGAUGCCACCAGUCCCUUCAGCUGUGCGCUAUGAGGGGUGAGGAGAUGCCAAAGCUGCUGCCACUUUGUGGUGACUUUCAAAAGAGGCUGAGCCCAGCAGCUAAACAGCAUGUUGAAGGGCCAGCAGAGAGCAAAGCAGUUGGGCACAGGUUUAUGCAAACACCUCCUCCCCCACCAUGACAGCAUGCCCAAGGGCAGAAACCCCUGCAAAGGACAGGCAUGUACACGGACAUGUGCCCCGCUGAGCAUGCAAGGGUGACUUGCCACCAGCCAUACAUACCUCCUGCAACGAGCACAACGCACGCGCACCAGGCUGGCAUGCAGCGAACUGGGUGCAAGGCUCUCCCUCUGCACUCAUGCGCAAGCACAGGCACCAUCGCACGGACGAGGGUGCACAGAACCAUGUGCACUCAAAAGUCUGAGCCACCUGCGUGCUCCCCCUGCACAAACAUGGAUGGCAGCAUGCGAAGCAAGCACAGGCACAACUCAUUUGCCUGCCCUGCGGCAGAGAUGGCACGACUUGACUGUUUAGGCUCCAUCCAAACCCAGCUCACAUUAAAGAGGCAAAAAAAGCCAAGUGCAGUUACCCCACACCUCAGAGCUGUGCCAUCUCCCUGGCCGCCAAACCAAAGGUGGCUGAGAGCAUCUGAAGACAGAUGUCCUCAGCCCAACCUUAGAGACCUUAAGAUGCCAUCUUAAGCAGCUAAGCAGAAGGGCGCAUUGCCACCCAGGCUAGAGGCAGGGAGGGGAGAGGAGGCUGCAAGACCAGACCUUUUGCACCAGCACUUAAAAGAAUAUCUUCCUUGAAAGACUGUUUUAUACAGACUUGCCUUUAGAGAGCCCACCACACUACUGCAAGAGCAGAAAUGCAAGCUGAGGCUGUGUAAAGCCUCUUGGCUAUGGGCAUUAGAGUUAUUUAAUGAAUGACUACUAAAGAAGAGCAGGACCAAAGGCCCCUCUGUUGUGGGGCUAGGCACACCGAAGCAGUAUUGAAGCAGCAGACAUGCUUUUCCGGCACACUCAGCAGUCCUCUCUCCCUGCAGCCCUUGCGCCGUGCAUUAGACACACAGACCCAUGAACACGCGCUGAUGCCACGCGGGCAGCUCUGUAUGCCAUGCAGAGGACUUCUAUAUGGCCAUCAAACCAUCCAGCUCUGGGAUUUAGGAUAUGCUGUAGGAGCAGAGGGAAGUAAAGUUCAUGCCCACAGUCAUCCCUUACCCAGGGAUGCAUCACACAGCUGGACCCCGCUCCAUCCUCAUCUCCCUUGGACGUGUGAUGGCUUGGACAGGCACAGCAGCUAACAAGACCACAUACGGCUCUCCCCCUGCUCUGGUUUUGACCCUCUGCUCACCCUAUGCCCCACGCCUGCAUGCCCAGCCUACCUCCUGAGGAGCUGGGGGCCUCCUCCACCCCCAGCUGUCUGCCCUGCCAGGCUCUGUCUCCCCCAGCCUUUUCUGCCAGCGAAGGAUACACAAGUGUGAUGAGAAGCCCCAUCACAUCUGGGUUUUGCCCUGUGUCUGUUUACUGGAUGUUUUCCUCCCACUUUCUUCUACUACUUAAGCUGCUGGAGCAGACCGGAGCUGCCAGCCAGAGCCAGACAUCUGGGGGGAUAAACAGCCAAACCCACGUGGGCAAGCCUGGACGGAGCUGAUGGACACAACCGCUUCCAGCCCAGGCAAGGGUGAUGCAGCCUUUCCGCAGCUCCCAGGGCACACACUGGCAGGGGUGGGGCAAAGCCACCAGUUAGACAUUGCCACUGGUGCCACCCAGUCCCAGCGCAGCCUGUUUUGUCUGACUUGGACAGGGCAGUGAUGUUAACAUCACAUCACGGGGUUUGGCUGCGUGCGGCUGUGCUGGUAACAGCCAGGAGGCCAGGCUCCUCCUCACACAGCCCUUUAAAUUGACCCCAUAUGUGCCUUAUUUUUCCAGCUUGCUUUGUUAGCACUCAAAUACGUGACUCCUCCUCCAAAACAGGAAGCAACGUAUAAUACUAUAAAAAAAAAAAAACAAUCAGGAUUUGCCGCACCUAAUCCUAGAGAGAAACAUGCAGGAAUAGGUUUGAUCUCUGCCCCAAACCUCCAGUUCAGCCAGGACCUUGGAGAAGCAGCACUGCACUUGUAUUAUUCCUUCCUCCUUCCCUCAUUUUCCCCCAUCCAGGUACUUUUCCCAGCCCUCCUGCCUCCAAGCUCACCAGGUGGGCAAAGCAGCCACCUCCCGCAGGCAGAAGAGCUGCCCAUGCAGGUGCUCUUGCUGCAAUCCAGAAGCACCAACAGCCCCUGAGGAAGGGUGGUACUGCCUGGAGGGGAAAAAAAAAAAAUAAAAAAAUCGGAGUAAAGGGAAACGUGAUGGGAGGCCACAGCUUACCUGAACAAGCAGGGGCAUGGAUGGAGGUAGCCAGCUCCAGCAGAGUACAGCCUACCUGGUGUGGAGCCGUCAGGCUUUGCAUGGCUCCCUGCAAGUAGAUCCUUCUCCAGAAGGGUUAGCAAGUAACAUUUCAGGUGAGGGCAACUGAUUCUUAUAAGAACCAGAGAUCUGUCAAGAUAAUGUCUCUGUUGUGUCACAUACAACGUCUCCAGUCCAGGCUUUUGGGAGUUCAGAGCCAGGUCUGAAUUUCAAGAACUCCCCAAAAAUCAUCAUUCAAACCACACCUAGGCUGGGCAAGGAGGGACCAGGAUACAACCCUGCCCUGAUUCAUCCGACCAGUGGAUGGUUCAAGCACCUACACCCCAUAAAGGACAGGGGCUGACUUGCUCAAGGGCUGCUGUUUUAGCCAAACCAUCCACUGAAUCAGCUGCUUCUUAAGACAAAAGCAAAAGAGCAGCAACAGCCUGAGGCGCACCAGGACCCAGCAGCCAGGCAGCAGCAACCCCGCAGCACCCGCACUCGACAAGGCAGCAGGAGAUGCGUGGUACAGAAGCUCCGCUGCAUGGGCCCUUGCUCUCCAGACACCUCUGCGCUGCCUCCCCACAACUGCAUUUCAGUAUCAACCUUUUAUUUGCCUAAACAGUCUAUGCAACGGGGGGGGUGGGGGGGUGGGAUUUGAAAUGUUUCUUUUUUAAAACAAAAAUAAAUUACUCUCAAACUGCAAACAAA